Messenger RNA from Aspergillus versicolor CBS 583.65, 1141 nucleotides. Its product is annotated as phosducin family protein. Gene Ontology annotation, biological process: protein folding. The transcript is spliced from 4 exons. Gene Ontology annotation, cellular component: cytoplasm. The record is from RefSeq and is a predicted model, not a curated record. Lineage: Eukaryota; Fungi; Ascomycota; Eurotiomycetes; Eurotiales; Aspergillaceae. Bases 54 to 797 code for a protein of 247 amino acids.
UACAACUAGCUAUCUAAAUUUCAACCUCGACCUAAUCCAAACCACCGCCCACAAUGCAAGUCGAAGUCAACCCCAACGAAGACACAGAAUGGAACGACAUUCUCCGUAAACACGGAAUCAUCCCAGAGAAACCUCAAGACCCGGAGCCGCUUAUCCAGGAAGCGCUCGUCGAAGCCGAGCGCAAAGCGCACGAAAACCGACUCGAGGAUAAGGACCUGGACGAACUAGACGAGCUCGAGGAUAUCGAGGAUGAAUCAUUUCUGAACCAGUACCGACAAAAACGCCUCGCGGAACUAAGCACAAUAACACAAGCCUCAGUGCACAACCAAGUCUACGGUCUGCAAAAGCCUGACUUCACGCGGGAAGUCACCGAGGCGUCAAAGAACUGUGUUGUCUGUCUGAACCUUACCUCGUCCUCGAGCAACAAUGUCGAGUCGCGGCUUCUAUCCGAGAUAUGGAGGCGAUUGGCGGCGAAGUAUGGCGAUAUCAAGUUCUGUGAGAUGCGUGGGAACAUGUGUAUUGAGGGGUAUCCAGACCGCAACACACCGACAAUUCUGGUUUAUAAGGAUGGCGAGAUUGCGAAGCAGUAUGUGACGCUUAUGGCGCUUGGAGGAACAUCGACAAGGGUUGAUGAUCUUGAGAAUAUGCUUGUGGAGGUUGGCGCACUUAAGGAGAGCGAUGUUCGAUUGAAGAAGGGCGGAGAUGAUGACUCUGAGGAUGAACGGCCAUCGAAGCCGAAGUCGAGUAUUAGGAAUACUACCGCCACUGUGGAUAACGAUGACGAUGAUUGGGAUUAAUUCACUUAUGUGUCAUCGUGAAGAAACUGAGAGGACCUCGACUAUCACGGGAUUUUAAGCAUAGUCGCAACCACGUGGCUUGGUCUUCGCAUGCUUCAAGGUGGGCAAACUCCGUUCAGACUACCUAAAGAGGCGCAUAUGGUUCGGACAUUGAGGUCACUCAGCGGGUCUGAGUCGUUGAAUGUUGAACUUGAACCAUUGAGAACUCAAUUUGUACUUGCACUGAGGAGUUCAACGGUGGCCUUCUGUAUACGUAACCAACCAUGUACAAGACGACAAUUCAGAAAACGAAUAGAAGUGAAACUAAGUCAAAUUAAAGGCCAUGGUCCAAGUUCAAUCCAGAG